GCAUCUCUGGGGUGAGAGGGAAAAAAAAUAAUUUACACUCCCGACUCAAGUCACUCAACGCACGCACCCCCACUAAAACCUCACCCCACCACUACCACCACUACCACCACUGCCACCACCAUUCCUCCCCACAAAAACGAAUCAACACAAACGCAAACUCUCGGGGAGUGGGAGAGUGUGUGAGAGAGUGUGAGAGGAAAAUCGAUAAAGUCAUAAUGCUCCCGCGGUCCCGAAUCCUUGCGAGAUAUUCUGCGGCGUACCGGGGUAUCGCACAACAACAACGGAGCAGUCUUUCGCUUCUUAGCCACGGUUAUCCACCGCAAUGGUCCCCAGCGGCGUCACCGUUCACGAUAGCAUCAGCAACAACAACAAUAGGGUUGGAAAGACUGGCAGUGCCGGUCAGCCGGGGGAGGAGGUGUUAUGCUACGAUGAACAACAACAAUAGUGGUCCGGAGAAGAGGGAUGAUGGGAAGCAGAAUGGUGGGGGUAGCGAUGGCAAAGACGAUAGGAAGGGCUCCUCUCUCCCGCCGCUGGAGGAAUUCAGGCCUCAGGAUAAGUUCGACAAGUUACACCCGGAGUACAAGAAAUUGCUUGCGAAGAUCGCGAAGGAUCCCGAGACCAUGUGGAAUAAUUGGACACACGAGGAGAGGGUGUCGUUCAUAACGAUGCUUCUCAAGAGUAAGGAGCUUGCAGAGAGAUUGCACCAAACCCCUGGCUCGAACCUGUUCCUGAAGGCUCUGAAUAAUUUUUUGGGGUUUGGACCCCCAAGGGCUGAUCCAAAAAGGGAUUCGAAGGAGGGGUCGGCCAGUGGGACACGGCCGGAGGAGCCGCUGGGAGAUGGCGAGGGGAAAAGCGGUAGGAAUAGCCAGCGCAGAGGGGGGCAGCGAGGGAAGAAGGAGGGUGCUGGUGGCGCCGGCUCGGGCUCGAAUACAAACUCUUUUAAAUUGGAUACCACUUCUUUAAUAGUCUCAUCCAUCCUUUCUUACAUGCUUUACCGGAUGAUCCCGGGAGAGCAGUCGAGGGAGAUCACCUGGCAGGAGUUCCGGAACACUUUCUUCGAUAAGGGGCUUGUGGAGAAGUUGACUGUGGUCAACCGGAGCCGAGUGAAGGUCAAUCUGUACAGAGACGCUACCGCCCAGAUGUACCCUGAUUCCCCGGCUGCCAAUGGGAACUUCUACUACUAUUUCAGCAUUGGGUCGGUGGAGGCUUUCGAGCGAAGAUUGGAUGACGCUCAGAAAGAAUUGGGAAUUCCUAGUUCCGAACGGAUACCAGUUGCUUAUAGGGAUGAGAUUUCUUGGACCGGAACCGUGCUUUCUUUUGCCCCCACCUUGUUGGUAAUAGGCUCAAUCUUCUGGCUGUCACGGCGUGCUUCGAGUGGAGGCGGGCAAAGUGGGAUUUUCGGCAUUGGGAAAUCCCGGGCCAAACUCUUCAAUCACGAGACAGAUAUCAGAAUAAAAUUUAAGGAUGUUGCCGGUAUGGACGAAGCAAAGGUCGAAAUCAUGGAGUUCGUUUCGUUCCUGAAACAGCCUGAACGCUUCCAAAAGCUCGGUGCCAAGAUCCCACGCGGUGCAAUCCUCUCUGGGCCUCCCGGUACUGGUAAAACACUCCUUGCGAAGGCUACUGCCGGGGAAGCCCAGGUCCCUUUCUUCUCAGUGAGCGGUUCUGAAUUUGUGGAAAUGUUCGUCGGUGUCGGCCCCUCCCGUGUACGAGAUCUCUUUGCCAAAGCCCGGAAGAAUGCGCCGUGUAUCAUCUUCGUUGAUGAAAUUGAUGCUAUCGGAAAGUCACGUGCCAGGGCAAAUAUCGGAGGCGGUAACGAUGAGCGAGAGAGCACACUGAAUCAAUUGCUUACCGAAAUGGACGGUUUCAAUACUACGGAGCAGGUGGUUGUUUUAGCUGGUACCAACAGAGCAGACGUUCUUGAUAGAGCACUUAUGAGACCUGGGAGAUUUGAUAGACACAUCACAAUUGAUAGACCAACCAUGGAUGGGAGGAAGCAAAUAUUUUUGGUCCAUCUUAAGAAGAUUGUAACCUCUGAGGAUAUGGAUUACUUGAGUGGGCGUUUGGCCGCAUUGACUCCUGGUUUCUCUGGAGCUGACAUCGCGAACUGUGUUAAUGAAGCUGCUCUCAUUGCCGCGCGGGGCAACGCCGACCAGGUUUUAAUGACCCAUUUCGAGCAAGCAAUUGAGCGUGUCAUUGGUGGUCUCGAAAAAAAAUCCCUUGUCCUCUCACCAGAGGAGAAGAGAACGGUUGCGUAUCACGAGGCCGGUCAUGCUGUUUGCGGUUGGUUCCUAAAAUAUGCCGAUCCACUCCUCAAAGUCUCCAUCAUCCCGCGUGGUCAAGGCGCCCUCGGCUACGCACAGUACCUCCCACAGGGAGAACAAUACCUCUUGUCGUUAGCCCAACUAAUGGAUCGAAUGGCAAUGACUCUCGGGGGACGUGUCUCGGAGGAACUCCACUUCGAUACCGUCACCAGCGGAGCCUCAGAUGACUUCAACAAGGUGACCAGGAUGGCUUCAGCCAUGGUGACAAAGUGGGGGAUGAGCAAGAACAUUGGCACGCUAUACUACGACGACGACGAGCAGAAGCUACAGAAACCAUUCUCGGAGGAGACGGCGCGAAAGAUCGACUCAGAGGUGCGGAGGCUGAUCGACGAGGCGUACAACAAGUGCAGGACAUUGCUCAUGGAGAGGAAGGCGGAGAUUGGGCUUAUUGCAGAGGAGUUGUUGUCCAAGGAGGUCCUUGGGCGGGAGGAUAUGAUUCGGAUAUUGGGCAAGAGGUAAGCGUCCUUAUUAAGUAAAGUGACUUCUGACAAUUGCAAAAAACUGAAUGGAAAAAUAGGCCGUUCGAGGAGAGUAAAGAUUUUGAAAGGUUCUUUGAUAGGGGUCAUACUUCUGCUCCCCCACCCUUUCCCGGCGAGGACCAACUCCCCCCGCCAUCUCAAGAACCCCGCGCACCAACACCUCCAUAGUCACUGCGAAUUCACAUUUUCUCUACUCACCUUCCUCCCACCCACCCAUCUAUCCAUUCAUGCACCCACCCAUAUAUUGAACCCCAAACUCUUGUAAACCAAAAUUAUAAAAAAUAAAAAAAAUAAAUUUAGCAUAUUAUCUAUAUCAAAUCAGAGACCCUUGCCACUAGUUGGGGGAUUUUUUUUUCUUUUUCCAUUGA
This is a messenger RNA of Tuber melanosporum (Perigord truffle), 3168 nucleotides long. RefSeq lists its product as uncharacterized. The record is from RefSeq and is a predicted model, not a curated record. Gene Ontology annotation, biological process: mitochondrial protein processing; protein-containing complex assembly. Gene Ontology annotation, cellular component: membrane; m-AAA complex. The transcript has 4 exons. NCBI's taxonomy places the organism in Eukaryota, Fungi, Ascomycota, Pezizomycetes, Pezizales, Tuberaceae. Gene Ontology annotation, molecular function: metalloendopeptidase activity; ATP binding; ATP-dependent peptidase activity. The coding region runs from base 216 to 2780 and encodes 854 amino acids.